Molecule: messenger RNA, 3685 nt
Organism: Biomphalaria glabrata
Lineage: Eukaryota; Metazoa; Mollusca; Gastropoda; Planorbidae
Product: zinc finger protein 664-like
Exons: 3
Coding region: 540-1943 (467 amino acids)
Biological process (GO): regulation of transcription by RNA polymerase II
Cellular component (GO): nucleus
Molecular function (GO): RNA polymerase II cis-regulatory region sequence-specific DNA binding; DNA-binding transcription activator activity, RNA polymerase II-specific
Source: RefSeq, a predicted model, not a curated record
UAAAAAAUUUAAAUGUUUUUGGCAUUGAUGGUCCAUUGCAUCAUAUAGGAUUAAAGAUUUUCUGAUAAGGAGAGAACAAACUGCAAUAAUAAAUAACUCUAUAUAUCAACACCAAUAACAGUAAACUCAGGUGUACCUAAAGGAACAGUCUUAGGUCCACUACUAUUUUUAAUUCACAUUUAUAAAUGAUUUGUUACCAAAUUGCAUCAGCUUAUUUGCAGACGAUUUCAUAAUACAUAGAACAAUAAAAACAACACAAGAUACAGAAAUUUUACAAAGAGAAAUAGAUGAAUUACAGAAAUGGUAAUCAAAUUGGAGCAUGUCUUUCCACCCAGAAAAAUGUCAGCUAUUAAGAGUAACAAAAAAACUAAAUCAAAUUAAUUCCACUUAUCUUAUUCAUGGUAAACCAGUAACACAGACUAAUAACACAAAAUACCUAGGUGUUAUAAUAAUGAAAAACUGUCAUGGAAUCCCCAUAUUGAUCAGUGGCGUAAAAAGUUCUAUUAACAAACAUUUAGACAUACAUCCAUUAACUGUCCAUGAUGGCUGAUACAGAGAAUGACUUAACUCUUGAUCUAAACAAAGUGAAGAAGGAAAAGGAAGACCCAGAUUUGUUAACACAACCAUGUGAAGAACAAGACUUCAAAAUGCCAGAGAUAAAAAGUGAGAAGAUAGAUGAAGAGGAAUCAGACUUGAAUACACAGCAAUCAGAAAAUGCUGCUGAAACUUCUUAUGUGGAACCCAAAAUUGAGAAGAUAGAUGAAGAUGAAUCAGACUUGUAUACACAGCACUCAGAAAAUGUUGCUGAAACUUCUUAUGUGGAACCCAAAAUUGAGAAGAUAGAUGAAGAUGAAUCAGACUUGUAUACACAGCAAUCAGAUAAUGUUGCCGAAACUUCUGAUGUGAAACAAGAACUCCAGGAAGAGACCAUUGAGGAAGAAAAGAAAAUGACUUCAGAAAAAAGUGUCUCCACUGAUGACAUAGAAGAUGAUGAUAUUGGAAACCAUUCUAAAGCUGAAAACCAACAUCAGUGUCACAUAUGCCAUAAGAAAUUUGCUAAACUUCAGAAUUUAAAAAAACAUCAGUUAAUUCAUUCAGAUGACAAACCAUUUAAAUGUCACGAAUGUCUUAAAGAAUUUUCUCAUGCUUCGGCACUAAAAUAUCAUCAGAAGGUUCACACUGGUGAGAAACCAUUUAAAUGUGAAGUAUGUCUAAAAGAAUUUUCUCAGUCUGCACAUUUGAAAUCACACCAAGUGAUACAUACUGGUGAAAAACGAUUCAAAUGUCAAAUUUGUCUCAAAGAAUUUGCUCAUUCUGCAACAUUGAAAACUCACCAAAAGGUUCACACUGGUGAAAAACCAUUUAAAUGUGAAAUUUGUCUGAAAGAAUUUUCUCAUACUUCAGCAUAUAAAUAUCAUCAGAAGGUUCACACUGGGGAAAAACCAUUUAAAUGUGAAAUAUGUCUGAAAGAAUUUUCUCAUGCUGCGAAUUUGAAAACUCACCUUGCGGUUCAUACUGGUGAAAAGCCAUUUAAAUGUGAAAUAUGUCUAAAAGCAUUUACUCAGUCUGCUGCAAUGAGAGCUCACCUCGCGGUUCAUACUGGUGAUAAAUCAUUCAAAUGUGAAAUAUGUCUAAAAGAAUUUUCUCAUCUUUCCAAUUUGAUAACUCACAAAAAAAUUCACACUGGGGAAAAACUAUUUAAAUGUGAAAUAUGUUUAAAAGAAUUUUCUAAAUCUGACAGACUAAAAACUCACUUAAAUAUUCAUACCGGUGAAAAGCCAUUUAAAUGUGACAUAUGUCUUAAAGAAUUUUCUCAGUCUGCAAAUUUAAAAACUCACCAAAAGCUACAUACUGGUGAAAAACCAUUUCAAUGUAAAAUAUGUUUGAAAGAAUUUACUCAAUCUUCAAAUUUAAAAACUCACCAAUCUGUCCAUAAACGAUAAAAAAAACCCAGUUUAAUGUCCAAUAUGUUUUAAUAAAUUUUUAAAUCUUCAACAUUGAAGACUCACCAAGCAGAUGAGUUCAUAAUUGAUGAGAAACCAUUUUAAUGGUACUUUGUGCAUUAGCCUUUUAAAGAUGAAAUAUAUCAAAAGGGAUUUACUUUUUUACAUAGACUUAGAUCCUCCUAAGCCAUUUGGUGGCAAGCUCUCUUUAUCAAGAUCUGUAACUGGCAGAUCUAAUCUAUGAUUCGCAAUGGUCAACUGCUCUAAGGUCCUCCAUAAAAGUAUGGAGCCAAGUUAUACGUAUACACAAGUUUUUUGUUUACGUACUGGUGUUUUAAAUGUUCCUUCAGAUUUGCUGAAUGGUAGGGGGUGGUAGUGAGUUCAAACCUGUGACCAUUUUGACCUCAAACAACAGUCUAGUGCACAUAAAACACAACAGGCAGCAAUCCAAACACAAACAAUUAAAAUAUUUUUAAAAUCUUUUUUUUUUUUUUUUUUUAAAAAAAAAAGCUGAUCUAAGGGUAAGAAAUUUAAACCUACAGUGAAAUGAAUAAUGUAGAAGUUAUUUUCCUUUUUCAAUAUUAAGCAAAACAAUAAUUGUUUGUUGUUGUUUUUUUUUUGUUGAUUCAAUAAAUAAUUGUGCAAAGUUUCAACUUGAUCUGGUGUCCUGUGAAAUGUGUUCAAACUUUUUACCAAACAGAGUAGACAGAGUGAGUUCAUAUAAGCUUUGUUAAAACACUCUACAAAGAUGUCUAUACGUAGGACUGCUAGAGUAAACUGACCAGGAUUGCUCAGCAGAACUGAACUGCUGAUUAGUCCCAUAUCUCAACGCAUAUGGAAGGAAUCAAUAUUUGUAUUUCAAUGAGUCAUAGUUUUGUUCAUAGUCUCCUUUUUUAUUCUCCAUAAACUGUACAUUGUUUACGUGCUCUUUGUCUUUGUCACAACUUUAUUGUGAUUUAUUGUUUUUAUUUAUUUUGCUGGCUGAUAUCAUUAAAAGUAAUUAGUAAAUAUGCUAAUACUUGUGUUUCUUGUACCAGUAUUUUAAAAUAUUUAGUAUGUUGACUAUUCUUCUUGUAAUAAACAUUUAAAUAUUCAUUUAAGUUAUUUUGUGCAAUGUAUCUACGUGUUACAAAUUACUGUAUUUAUUUAUUAUAUAUGCUAUUUUGGAUACAAUAACCAUUCAUUCUAUAGCUUCAUUUUAUGCAGCAUGUCUUUAUGUUAUGCAUACAAUUCAGAGAUGUUCAAUAGUAUAUGUAUUGCUAAAUAUCUUUUAUAUUAAGUCAUUUUUGUAAUUAUAUUAGACUAAUUAAUAUAUAUAUAUUAUAUAUAUGUAUAUUUAUAGCUUUUAUAUAGCGCUACUUUCAUGCUUAUAGCAUGCUCAGAGCGCUUUGGUCCAAUUUCAUUUGUGGGCCAGUAGGGGGGAGGGGGUAUCUAGGAGUUGGUUUUCCAUGCUGCCUUUAGGCGCUCAGUAAACACAACUCUGCCUGAGUCGGGUGUCGAACCUCGAGCCCCCUUCUAGGUAGCCAAGCCAAGUUCAAGCGCACUUGACUCUCGACCACGCUUCCCAAUUAAGAAAGCUGCAUGAGCAUCAUAUACUGGAUAUUGUGUUGAUGAUAAAAAUAUUCAUGAAAAUGAGGCUGUUUAAAAUGCUACUUAUAUUGAAUGGUAAAAAAAAAAAAGUAGAUCUAUUCAAAACUUAUAAUAAAAGCUUGACUAAACCAGCAAUAAAUUAUACAAAUUGA